Messenger RNA from Laetiporus sulphureus 93-53, 2052 nucleotides. RefSeq lists its product as uncharacterized. The transcript is spliced from 13 exons. Bases 1 to 2049 code for a protein of 682 amino acids. Gene Ontology annotation, cellular component: plasma membrane. NCBI's taxonomy places the organism in Eukaryota, Fungi, Basidiomycota, Agaricomycetes, Polyporales, Laetiporaceae. The record is from RefSeq and is a predicted model, not a curated record.
AUGGUCUUCCUCCGCGGCAGUGAAUCGCGACCAGGGCUAUCUGUUGCUCUCUUGCUGCUUGCUUGGAUUGCCACUCCUGCUCAAGCUAUCUGGCCAUUCUCGCCCAAACGUUUCAGUGGCAAUGCUUUGCUAAGUGCGGGCACCCUAGGAGUUGACGGUGAAGGAGGCGUCAUAGCAUUCGGAGAUUUCAACGGCGACCAGUUCUUGGACUUGCUCGCUUUGGGACCUGAUCGACAAACGUUGUCAGUGUAUUUGUGGCACCAUGACGAAUAUACGUUCCGCAAAUCUGCUUCAUUCCGGCACCCUCAGAAAGUCAUCAAUGUUGUGCCAGGAGACUUCACACAGAACGGGAAACUGGACCUGCUGGUCAUGAGUCAAGCAAGUGCUGCUAGUCAGCUAUCCUUGCAGGUAUAUACUGCAAUCCCCGGAGGAGGGUUUGCACUCCACCCAAUCUUAGCACCACCGUCUGUGCAAGCGCAGCCCAUUCCGAUGGACAUAACUGGAGAGUUAAAAGUUGACCUUCUGGGCAUCCCGUCACCUGCACCCUCGAGCUCUCCGUUCAGGAUGUGGAAAAAUGUUUGGAACUCAUCAGACCCUGAUUCUGCUAUGUUCAACUUAACUGAACCUAAUUUCAACGGUGCUCGGUGCACGCUAUCCAAUCCGCAUAGCAAUGCAGCCAUUGAUCUGAAUGGUGACUGUUUAGCGGACCUGUUCUUGGUAUGCGAUGAGGGCAGGGGUGGAUCAAAAUAUUUUCAGAUAUGGAUGAACAACAAGGAUAGUGGUUUCGUUCUAGUGCAGAUCGGCCGUCUCCCUCAAGGGACGCAGUCAAUAUCUUUCGCCGAUAUGGACCGAGACGGGACUGUCGACAUGGUUUUCGCCACGUGUUCCUCAGUAUCGUCAAGCUCGGGUGUGGGUUCCGACUGUUACAUCAACAUCGCGUUCAAUAAGCAGCUGCCUCUAUGCUCGUCCCCGACCUCCUCUGGAGUGAAAGAUGGUCGACGGAUUUGUCGUCCUCCAGACCAGCUUUGCACAGCAGAUCUUGAGUUUAGAUUCGACCUCAACGAUUCAAGCGACAAUGAUGCAUUCGUGCGUAUACCGGUAUUCGAGGUCUUCCCUCCAGCCCGCGGGACCUCGCUCCCGCCAUCUCUGCUCGUCCUCGAUACUACUAGCCAGCCCGCCGUCCCCGUACCGCUGAGAUUGGGCGAUGUCAACCAAGAUGGCUUCCCGGAUAUCCUUACUAUCGUUGUCACAGGCUCAGGUUCGAAGCGGACACAGACGCCUCAGCUGGCACUAUCAGUGCCGUGCGCUUCAGGGGUUCCUGGAUGCAGCGCCGAGCAUGCUCGUCGAGGGUGGAGUGUUGUGAAGAAGGGCGCCGACGCUUUGCGGAAUAUCCAGGAUGCGCGGUCCGCUGCAUUCUUGGAUGUGGACGAGGAUGGCACGUUGGAUUUCAUGGUGCAGCGCACGGGCAAGCAGGGCGAAGGAAACGUACUCUUUGUGCAGAACAAUUUCUAUUACGACGCGUUCUUCCUCAAGGCUAUAGUGCUUAAUGGAGCGUGCGGUGGUGGUGUUUGCAAAUCACCGAAUGGAACCUACUACCCAUUCGGAGUGAGUUAUCCAGGAGCAACGUUCAAAUACACUGUUCUCGAUACUUCAGGGAAACGGUCGGCUGCCGCAGUCGGCCAACUACCACAAACGGCAUAUAAUGCUCUUCUGACACCCUAUUCCUACUUCGGCCUCGGCCGCACCAACAAUUAUAUCGAAAAUCUGUUUGUCGGCUCGACAAAACAUUCCGACAAACACUAUAUCAACAUCGAGGGCGUGAUUCCCAAUUCGAAGGUCGUGAUCAGCCCUCCGAUCGGAGAGGACGAUGUAUGGAAACGGGAGUUGUACCUACGACCGGGAGAAUGGAUCCCGUGGGUGACGUUGACUGUUGUUGCUGCGGCAGCCAUCCUCGCAUUGAUCGUAUUCAUCUUACAUCUGAACGAAAAGAGGGAAGAUGAGCUGGAGAGACGAAGAGCUUCGCAUCAUAUCAAUUUCGACGCAUUGUAACUG